Klebsormidium nitens is the source of this 1674-nucleotide messenger RNA. NCBI's taxonomy places the organism in Eukaryota, Viridiplantae, Streptophyta, Klebsormidiophyceae, Klebsormidiales, Klebsormidiaceae. The record is from the annotation of a GenBank genome assembly.
UGCUGGUGUCUCCAGCAGUGGAGACAGUGGAGUGGCAAAACCGAAAGUCUGUUCUCUGCCCAGGCAUGCCGGCGCGUUUGCAUGCCUUUAGGCAUUUACCUUCUUCAGUAAAAGCCAACCCCCAGCGCUGAGCAUGUUUCUUUCCCUUUGGCAUGGUGUCUGCAAUGGCCGCCACGGACGGCAUCAAGCUGAGCAGCGUGGAGGAAGCCAUGUUCGUUGAUGAGGUUGCGGCAUGGCCCCAGAAGACGACAAUUCAGCAUUGGCAGCUGCGAGAUCUGGUAUCAUGCGGAGAUAGCGAUGACGAGUUCUAUACGGUGUGCGGGAAGCAGGUGGUGUCGUUUGACACCGCCGUGGCAAGGGCGUUUGCAGUGCAGACCCUUGACUACUCACCGACGAGCAUGACAGUUGGGUGUGGUUUCCUAGCAAGCGGCGGGCAGCAGAGCGAGCUGACCGUCACUAGACUAGAGGAUAAUAGUUGUGUAUUCAAUGGGGUCGCUGGGGGGACGGUAAAUAACGCGCUGCACAUCGCAAGGGGACCUAAUCCUGGCGAUGUCUGGCUACUGGUCAGCAACAACGAUGACACGAUCAAGGUGCUGAGCCUACCUGGGAUGGUCCAACUGGACACCAUCUUCUGCAGCGUCGCCAUCAACUACACUGCGGUGUCUCCAUGCGGGAGUUACAUGGCAUGUGUAGGGGACUCGCGACAUGCUUACCUGUACAGUAUAAAGAACGGCUUCAAUCGGAUCACCACAUAUAGCGAAGCCUCGGACCACGGGAUGUGCUGCUCAUGGAACGCAGCAGGGAACGCCUUCGCGGCAGCUAGUCAGGACGGAACGGUUUGCGUGUGGGACAUCCGGUUCGGAAAGGUGCUGGCCAAGUUCCACUCGAAGGAGGGGGCGUGCCGCGUGGUAAAGUACACCCGCGGCCCGCACGACCUGCUAGCUUUUUCGGAGCAUACCUCCUUCGUCCACGUGGUGGACAGCCGGACGUACGAUAGGAAACAGACGAUAAGGCUGGGAGACGAGGAUCAGGAGCCGCACAUAUCGGGGCUGGCGUUCAGCAAGGACGCCUCCCAUCUUUUUGUAGGAACUGAGGACUGCGUGGUGCAAUACGAAGUGGAUUCGGUGGGCCGGAGAGCAUUUGCUUGCGGGACAAUAAACCCUCGAUGACCCCGGCUCCUGGUCUUUGCCACAAAGUGCACCUGCGGGAGGCACUGAUCAGGAUACUCGAUAGAGGGUGCGAAAACAAGGUCUGAAACACCAGAGACGCUGAGACGGGCUAGAUCUGAGGGUUCGGCUUAGGUAGAAAUGCCGGCUGAAGACGUUACUUGUAGAAACGAGCAGGUCGUCAAGGUCUGCUACAAGGAGAGAGGCGAAUGCAGAGGAAUUUUGUUGAGUAUAACCUACCUUUUGGCAUCAGGACCCCCGAAGCAAUGUGACAAAAGAGGCACGAAAAAUCAGGCAGAUAGCAGAGUGUGACGUUCAGGCGGAUAUCCGAGUAGGUUAUCCAAUGUCGGGAAGCUCCUUUCGUGCCUCCUAAAGUCGACCCGCUCAGGCUGGUCAGACAUUGUCAAUUAUACAAGUCAAAUACUAAGCUCCUCAAGGCCUGUAUCGACCAUACCUUCGAUGUUUUGUAUAUGUUUCUAACUUCUCAGCUUGAUAAUCGAAUCGGCCA